UUGAGUUCGCCCGGCGGACAUUGCCCCGUCGCCGAACUGGAACAAGCCCUGGGCCUGACCUUUCAGGACCGGGGCUUGCUCAUUCAGGCCCUCACCCACCGUUCCUAUGUCAACGAGACCGGCGGCUCGGACACCGAUUCCUACGAGCGCCUUGAGUUCCUUGGGGACGUUAUCGUGCGCCUCAUCGUGAGCGAGGAACUUUUCCGCCGCCUGCCCGAAUGUGACGAAGGCGGCCUCACCCGGCGCUGGACCGCUCUCCUCAGCCAGCGCGCCCUUGCCGCCGCCGCCCGGGAUCUGAGCCUCGCCCAAUAUGUCCUGUUAGGCCGAGGCUUCGAGGCUUCGGGAGGGCGAAGCGGCGACGCAGUCCUGGGCGACGUGAUGGAAUCCGUCAUCGCCGCGGUGUACCUAGACCAGGGCUAUGCGGCCACCUGCGAUUUCGUCCUGCGCGCCCUGUCCGCCCCCAUCGAAGCGGCAUGCCAACCCGGCUGGCGCCCAGACAAUCCCAAGGCCGAACUCCAGGAGCUUCUCCAGGGCCAGGGAAAGCCCACCCCCGUCUACCGCGUGUUGGCGUCCUCCGGUCCCUCUCACCAGCCCAGUUUCGACGUUGAGGUCGCCACCGGGGAGGAAAUCCUCGGAUCCGGCGCCGGCUCGAGCAAGAACGCCGCCGAAGUUGCCGCCGCUCGCGCCGCCCUGGCUGCGCUUGCGCGUGGGUGA
This is a messenger RNA of Geodia barretti, 714 nucleotides long. The record is from the annotation of a GenBank genome assembly. Lineage: Eukaryota; Metazoa; Porifera; Demospongiae; Tetractinellida; Geodiidae.